Molecule: messenger RNA, 1977 nt
Organism: Closterium sp. Yama58-4
Lineage: Eukaryota; Viridiplantae; Streptophyta; Zygnematophyceae; Desmidiales; Closteriaceae
Source: the annotation of a GenBank genome assembly
AUGAACCUCGUUGAACGCGCGUUAUCGUUUCCUAGGCUCACGAGCAGCACCUUCGUCAGCUACAGCUUAGCGACCGGGGGAGCCGGGGAUCCGAAAGUGAGCAAUUGGUGGGCGACGAGCUCGAAAUACUACUCGAAAUCAUCCGACGGGUCUAGAGCAAAUGUCAGCCAGGAGGUGAAGCUCGCAAGGGUAGUCUACGACCAAGGGUCUCAAGGAAACAAGUUUGACUACAAGACUCCCUGGAAAGUUGUUAUGAGCAAGAUCGGCGACGGAAAGCCGUUCCCCUACGACGCCAAUGGCAUUUACAUAAUUCUCACCGGCAAUAACGUGGAUAUUCCUGGCUUUUGCAAGAAAUUCUGCGGGUGGCACACGAUGAAUCGUCUCGGCGGGUCGAAGCCUGUCGCGUAUGCCCUCGUGGGUCAUCACGGAUUGUGCCCGGCAAGCUGCGGGGCGAAGCCGACUUCGCCCAACGGAAAGCCCUGGCUCGACGCGAUGGUUUCGACGGUCGCUCACGAGAUCGCGGAGGCUGCGACGGAUCCUGAUGGCGGCAGCGGCUGGAUGGACACUAAAGGUGAGGAGAACGCUGAUAAAUGUAGCUACAGCUACGGAGUUACGCAAACCGCUCAGAACGCAAACGCCAUGACGAGACUCCUCAAAUACCUGCUGCCCGCUCUAGUGUCGAUGCUCGUCUGCCUCUCGUUGUUCCCCCUCGCAUACGCCGGUCCGGUGCGCGUCGCACGCACGCGACAGGCGCACGACGAGUACCUCCGCCAGCGACAGCUGAGCGACCGUGAGCGAAAGCUGACCGACAUCGUCUACCGCGGCUCACUGCCUCCUGUGCACCUGGUCGAAACAAAAUUCAGCUUCGACAAGGAGCGACGCGAGGAGGAACAACGCAAUCAGGGAGGUGCCGCGUCGUCCUCCAAAGCGACUCCCAUCAGAUACCACGGCGGCCCAGUGAUGAGCGGCGAGACGCUGAACGUAUACUUAAUAUACUAUGGCUCCUGGCCGGUGGGAUCCGGACAGGAUGUCAUUGAAAACUUCAUCCAGUCGCUGAGUCUAAGUGGCUCCGAUGCGCAGGGGGAAGCUGGGGAUCCGAAAGUGAGCAACUGGUGGGCGACGAGUACAAAGUACUACGCGCAGGCGCAAGACAUGUCUUCGAACAUCGUCAGCUCGGAGGUGAACCUCACCAAGGUUAUUUGGGACAAAGGGUCUCGCGGAAAGAAGCUCGGCCCCAGAGGUCCCUGGAAAAUUGUCAAGAGCAGGAUUGGCUCGGGAAAGCCGCUCCCUUACGACGCCAACGGCAUCUACCUGCUUCUCACCAGCAAGGACGUGAAAGUCGCUGGCUUUUGCACACAAUACUGCGGGUGGCACACGAUGGACUAUCUCGCCCUACGUCCACCUCCCCAGGUGAACCUCGCGAAAGUUAUCUACGACAAAGGUUCCCGCGGGAGAAAUUUUGGUGAAAAUACGCCUUGGGAAGUUGUCAAGAGCAAGAUUGGCGACGGAUUGCCGUUCCCUUACGACGCCAAUGGCAUCUACCUACUUCUCACGAGCAAGGACAUUAAAGUCCCCGGCUUUUGCACACAGUACUGCGGGUAUCACACUAUGGAUUAUAUCGAUCAGGACGCUGUCGCGUAUUCCCUCGUGGGUCACCACGGCAAGUGCCCGCAAAACUGCGGGGGGAAGAGGUUUUCGCCCAACGCGAAUCCCGCGAUUGACGCGACGAUUUCGACAAUCGCUCACGAGAUCGCGGAAGCUGCGACGGAUCCCGACGCGUCAACCGGCUGGCUCGAUACGGAUAAGGAAGAAAACGCGGAUAAGUGCAGCUACACUUACGGGAAGACGAAAACGGUCCGCAACAAGAAGGGCAAGAACGCAAAAUACAACCUCGUGGGGCUCAACAAUAUGAAGUUCCUGGUGCAACAGAACUGGGACUUCGGAACGGACUCAUGUGUGUCGCAGACGACUGGAUAG